This is a messenger RNA of Dioscorea cayenensis subsp. rotundata (Guinea yam), 753 nucleotides long. Its product is annotated as zinc finger MYM-type protein 5-like. The coding region runs from base 1 to 753 and encodes 250 amino acids. The transcript is spliced from 3 exons. NCBI's taxonomy places the organism in Eukaryota, Viridiplantae, Streptophyta, Magnoliopsida, Dioscoreales, Dioscoreaceae. The record is from RefSeq and is a predicted model, not a curated record.
AUGGAGAAGUCUGGAGGCCGAGCUCGGAGAGAAAAAUCUCAUCUCUUGGAUUUGAUAUCAAGAUUUGGCUUUGCACAUAGAAAGAUUGGCCAUAUUGGAAUUUCAAAAAUGAAAAAGUAUUUCAUGCCAAUAAACCCGAGUCCUUCAUCAACUCCCGAACCAUCAACAACGAAUAAUGAAACUCCUAUUGACCAAGCUAGUGGAAAAAGACCUCGUGUAGAGGUAGAAGUUUCCGAUAAUGAUAUAGUUAGUGAUCCGGGCUUGAGAAAUCCAAUUAAUAGCUUUCCAUUAGAGAUGAGGGAUACAUUGAGAAGGAGAUACUUAGCUAAAGGGCCUUGUCAACCAGUUGGGCAUCAAUUUCCUCAAACAAAUAAAAGGAGGUUUCUCCCUAAUUGGUUUAAAAGAUUUGCUUGGCUAGAGUAUAGCGUUUCCAAAGAUAAAGCAUUUUGUUUAUAUUGCUACUUGUUUCCCAAUAAAGGCAAUAAUAGCAAUAAAGGUGGCGGCAAUGCUUUUACGGAAGUUGGGUAUAGUAAUUGGAAAAAUGGCAUGCAAAAUUUUAUUGCUCAUGAAGGAGGUCCGGAAAGCCCACACACAUUUGCAAGAAUUAAGGUUGAGCAAUAUCAAAACCAAAGGGAGAAUAUUGAUUUUGUUUUUUCUUCAAAGAAUGUUGCUAAUGAAGAUGAGUAUCGUGUUCGGUUGACAACAGUUGUAAGAGUAGCUCGAUAUCUUUUGGGUGAAGGAUUGGCUUUUUGA